This is a messenger RNA of Solea senegalensis (Senegalese sole), 1410 nucleotides long. Its product is annotated as adenylate kinase 8-like. Gene Ontology annotation, molecular function: AMP kinase activity; nucleoside diphosphate kinase activity; ATP binding. Gene Ontology annotation, biological process: nucleoside triphosphate biosynthetic process. The transcript has a single exon. Gene Ontology annotation, cellular component: cytoplasm. The coding region runs from base 1 to 1410 and encodes 469 amino acids. The record is from RefSeq and is a predicted model, not a curated record. NCBI's taxonomy places the organism in Eukaryota, Metazoa, Chordata, Actinopteri, Pleuronectiformes, Soleidae.
AUGGAUGAGACUGUGAAGCCUCUGAGGAUUCCCCCCAAGAUGUCGGUUUAUGCUGACAAACACGGCAUCUUCCACCUUGUACAGAGCAUGGUAUCCAGUCUGGUAAUUGAUCGACCCGAUGAUCCGAUCUCCUACCUGAUUGGUUUUCUGCAGAGGAGCAGUGUGGACAUUCCCAGGAUUGUGCUGCUUGGUCCCCCGGCUGUUGGGAAACACACUGUGGCUAAGAAGCUGAGCACUGAACUGGGAGCUGUUCAUGUGACCAUGCAGAGUCUACUGCAGGACCAAUCAGAGCUGGCUGAACAGACACACCAAUACACACUCACACAGCAGGAGAUUCCUGCAGAGAUGCUGGUCCAAAUGGUCAAGCAGAGACUGAACAAGGUGGACUGCUUCAACGGGGGCUGGGUGUUGGAGGGAAUCCCUAAGACUCGUCUACAGGCGCUGAGUCUUCAGGAGGUCGGGGUCAUCCCUGAACACGUUGUGAUGCUUAAUGCUUCUGAUGAUGUUUUGCGGGAGAGAAGGAAGGGAAAACUGGUGGACCCCCUGACUGGAGACGUGUACCACCAGACCUUCAUCUGGAAGGUUGAUGAUGACGUUGCUCAGCGUCUGGAGAAGCAGCAGGACCGGUCAGAGAAACAGCACCAAGCUGAGCUGCAGCAUUUCCGCUGCGAGGUCACAGGUCUCAUGACAGCCUAUCAACAUGUCCUGAAGAUCCUCAACAGUGACCAACCAUAUGACGACGUCUACCAAGAAGCAAUGGCUUUCAUCCAUACUCACCGUCGCUCCAGAACUCCCAGAAUUCUCCUGCUGGGUCCACCUGGAUCAGGGAAGAGUCACCAGGCCAAACUGCUGUCCCAAAAAUACAAGCUGGUGGACAUCUGUUGUGGUCAGCUGUUGAGGUCUAUAGCAGCCGAUGAUUCAAGUCUGGGAGAGAAGAUCCAACCAUACUUGGGUAACGGACAACCAGUUCCAAACACCCUUGUGCUACAGGUCCUGGAACAUCGGCUGAGCCGAGUGGACUGCAGCUGCAGAGGCUGGGUGUUGCAUGGGUUCCCUCGAGACCUGGAACAAGCCAGGAUGCUGCAGGAGUCCCAGCAGCCGCCCAACAGAGUUUUCAUCUUGGAGCUGACGGAUGAAGUUUGUCUGGAGAGACUGAGUCAAAGAGCGACAGACCCAGUGAGCGGGGAGAGGUUUCACACUGUGACUCGACCUGCUCCAAGCGCUGAGGUCCAGGGCCGACUAAAGACCAGACCAGAAGACAGUGUACAGAGUGUGGCGCACGCUCUGAAUCAGUACAGGACACACAAUGACGAUCUGCAGCCUGUUUAUCCAGAUGGACAUCACAUCGAUGCUGAUCAGGAUCCACAGUCUGUGUUUGAGGCUCUGGAGAGCAGACUGAAUACUCUCUAA